AUGCGUCUGAGACUUGAAUGGAUUUUGCUUUUCUGUGCUCUGCACCUUGGAGCUGGUGCGCGCCAGAGCCGUAACGACGUGAGCGAUCACGUGAGUUCUGCGAGUUCUGUGAGUUCGGUGAGUCCCUGCGCACCGCUGGAUGGAUGCGACUGCUGGCAGACAAAGGUUUGCAGUUCUUGUUCACUGCCGGAGUGUGGCAUUCAGCAUGUUCGGAGCGUCACGGCGCUCUCCGGUGGAACCAACCGCUUGAGCGAGGGUUUCGCAGCAGCCUACGGCUUGGAGGAUUCUGCUGGAAAGCGCUGGGCUCUGAAACUUGCGGACCAGGUGAACGACUCCUACCAAGAAUCCGUGCUUGCCUCACAGCUUGCACACAGAUUGGGCGUGCCAACGCCAAGGGUUCUGCAAAUUUCCUUGGCUUCCUGCCCUGCCGUGUUCCAGCAUGAAGGCCUGAAGGAGGCCGUGGCAGAGUUCCAGAAACAGAAGAAGCAGUGGGCCUUGCUGCAGGAGUUUGCCAGCGAGGGCUCCGAGCUUCCCUGCACUGCGAACGGUCAGCCCUUCUGGGUGCAAGUGGGUCAGAUUGCCAUGUUCGACUGGCUUACGGGGCGGAAUGAUUUGUUCAACGAUUUAUUCGUGGGUGGGGAGAUGGCGUUGGCUGAAAACAUGGUCCACAACAAGGACAACAUAGUAACCUCUCCGUCGCAAGCUGUGGAGAUUGACUUGGGCUUCUCCACACCCUGCUGCCUAGACGACUUCACUCAGAUAUUGGAAGAGUUAGGGCACAAGAAGCGGAUUGACUGGGUGGAAUCCCACAUUCUGGUAUUGAUGUGCGAAGGCAGGCGCGGUGGCUUGGGCUCCAGCACUUGCUCCUCGGGCUUCGGCCGCUACGGGCCAGAGCGGCCGAAGGGGUGGCAUGAUGAAAUCUCAAGAAUCCAGAUUGAGCGCGGGCUUGCGGAGACUGCGGUGGAGGCCUUGACCUUGACAGGCAAUCAUGGCUGGUCAUAUCCGAUGUCUUCGACUUUGCAGCUGCUUCAAGAAAAAUGGCCACUAGACGUUGCCGAAGGCAACUUGGGCAACCUUCGCGCACAGGAGGACGCUGCGAUCGAAUCUCUGGACAAAACGCCUCCCCUCAUGAAAUGCUGCAGCGUUGAUUGCCAGUAUCGGGGUCGCUUAUGGAUUUGGCACCACUGUGGACAGAAAGCUUUGAAAACAAUCCCCGUUGCACAAGAUUGCAACAUACGACUAAACGCCGUGGCAAAUUCGGUGCACUGCACUCCGAUGUGCAACGGACAUAGCAAAGUCUGGGGCGAAGUGGUGGAGAGCACUGGCAACUGCCCGGCAUAG
Messenger RNA from Symbiodinium pilosum, 1341 nucleotides. NCBI's taxonomy places the organism in Eukaryota, Dinophyceae, Suessiales, Symbiodiniaceae. The record is from the annotation of a GenBank genome assembly.